AACGUUUUUCUGAUUGGUCGGAGAAGGAAUAGGCCGGUGUGCAAGCCCUCUAGCGGUCCCCCACUGAAAGCGAGAAGCCGCUGCCAUGGCGAGCGUCCACGAGAGCCUCUACUUCAACCCCAUGAUGACCAACGGCGUGGUGCACGCCAACGUCUUCGGCAUCAAGGACUGGGUCACCCCUUACAAGAUGGCGCUGAUGGUGCUGAUCGAGGAGCUGAGCCAGGCCGGGCCUCACCUCAGCCUGCUCGAGAGGCGGCGCCUCAACCGGCUCCUGCUGCCCUUGUUGCAGGGGCCUGAUAUGACGCUCACUCGAUUAAUUAAAGCGGUUGAAGAAUGCUGCCCUCAAAUAGCAAGUUCUGUUCACAUAAGGAUAAAGCUGAUGGCAAGUGGGGAACUGAAAGACAUGGAGGAAUUCUUCGAUGAGCUUUCGGAGGCGUUCAGUGGGACGGAACCUGAAGUUCACAAGACAAGUGUUGUGGGCCUCUUUCUGCGCCACAUGAUCCUGGCCUACAACAAGCUCUCCUUCAGCCAAGUGUACAAGCUUUACACAGCGCUCCAGCAGUACUUCCAAAGCGACGAGAAGAAAAACAGGCAGGAGGAGACGGAGAUGGAACUAACCCACUGUGAGGAACUGGAUGGCAAAAUGGAGAAGGAAGAAUUUGACGAGCCUCUCAGGGAGGAAGAAAUCUCUUGCAAUGGGCCACUCUCCCAGAAACAAGCAGAAUACUUUCUGUCCCAGCAGGCAUAUUUGUUGAAAAAUGACGAGACAAAAGUGCUGUCUCCAGCCUCUUUGCAGAAGGAGCUGAACAACUUGCUAAAAUUUAACCCAGAUUUUUCAGAAGCGCAUUACUUAAGCUACUUGAAUAGCCUCCGUGUCAAGGACGUCUUCAGUUCGACACACAGCCUCCUCCACUACUUUGACCGACUCAUCCUCACUGGGGCAGAAAGUAAAAGCAAUGGCGAUGAAGGUUACGGGCGCAGCCUGCGCUACGCGGCUCUGAACCUGGCAGCUUUGCACUGCCGCUUUGGACACUACCAGCAGGCUGCGCUCGCCCUGCAGGAAGCCAUCCGCAUUGCCCAGGAGUCCAACGACCAUGUCUGCCUGCAGCACUGCUUGAGCUGGCUGUACAUCUUGGAGCAGAAAAAAACAGACAGUGGCGUUCUCUUGGAACACUCUGUGAAGAAAUCUGUGUUUUUCGGAUUACCGUAUCUAGCUUCCCUGGGGAUCCAGUCCAUGGUUCAGCAAAGAGCUUUAGCCGGGAAGACGGCCAACAAGCUAAUGGAUGCCUUGAAGGACUCGGAUCUCCUGCACUGGAAACACAGCUUGUCCGAACUCAUCGAUAUCAGCAUUGCCCAAAAGACAGCUAUCUGGAGACUGUAUGGUCGCAGCACCAUGGUGCUCCAGCAGGUGCAGAUGCUGCUGAGCAUGAACUCACUGGAGGCCGUGAAUGUGGGUGUUCAGCAGAACAAUACCGAGUCCUUCGCUGUGGUCCUCUGCCACUUGGCUGAGCUGCAUGCAGAGCAGGGGUAUUUUGCUGCCGCCGCUGAUAUCCUAAAACACUUAAAACAGAGGUUUCCUCCCAACAGUCAGCAUGCUCAGCUUUGGAUGCUCUUUGAUCAGAAAAUCCAGUUUGACAGAGCCAUGAACGAUGGCAAGUACCAUGUGGCCGACUCACUGGUGGCCGGAAUUACAGCCCUGAACAGUGUCGAAGGGGUUUACAGAAAAGCUGUUGUACUUAAAGAGCAGAAUCAAAUGUCCGAGGCCCACCGACUCCUGCAGAAGCUUUUGAUUCACUGCCAGAAGACUAAAAACAUGGAGAUGGCGAUUCGUGUGCUCCUGGCCAUUGCCAAGCUCUACUGGAGGUCCAUGCGCCACACCACUGCUCUGCCGGUCCUACUCCAGGCCCUUGCUCUGGCUCGAGAAUACCGCCUCCAAUCCCUGGCCUCAGAAACAAUCCUUUGCUUGGCUUUCUCGCAGCUCAUGCUUGGGAUGCCCGAGCAAGCCCUGAGCAUGCUGAACACCACGAUUGAGCCCACCUUGGCUCACGGCUCAGUGCUGGACAAAGGAGCGGCCAUGUUCCUCGUGGCCAAGUGCCAGGUGGCCUCGGCAGUGGCCUUGGCCCCUCACAAGAAGGUUGAAGUCCUGGAGUCAGCGAUCCUGAACCUGAAUGAAGCCAAAACCUAUUUUGCAAGGGUGGACUGCAAGGACCAGCUCCGCGAUGUCUACUAUUACCAGGCCAGGCUUUUCCACAGCUUGGGCAAGACUCAGGAGAGGAAUUAUUGUGCCAUGUUCUUUCGGCAGCUGGACCAAGAGCUCCCCGCAUGUGGGGUUCCAUUGAUCAGUGGAUUCAAAUGAGACGCUCCCCUGCACCGUCUCCAACUCCUUUCUUUUGUUUAGUACAAACCGUGAUUUUUUAAAAAAUAAAAUAAAAUGUGUUUUUCUUGCUGA
Anolis sagrei ordinatus is the source of this 2449-nucleotide messenger RNA. RefSeq names its product anaphase promoting complex subunit 5 (gene ANAPC5). Gene Ontology annotation, biological process: anaphase-promoting complex-dependent catabolic process; positive regulation of mitotic metaphase/anaphase transition; protein K11-linked ubiquitination. The record is from RefSeq and is a predicted model, not a curated record. Gene Ontology annotation, cellular component: anaphase-promoting complex. Lineage: Eukaryota; Metazoa; Chordata; Lepidosauria; Squamata; Anolidae. Gene Ontology annotation, molecular function: protein binding.